Ectocarpus siliculosus is the source of this 576-nucleotide messenger RNA. The record is from the annotation of a GenBank genome assembly. Lineage: Eukaryota; Phaeophyceae; Ectocarpales; Ectocarpaceae.
AUGGAGCAAAAAGAGGAGUGGUUCGGCGAGGACUUCGGUCAGAAGAUCGACCUCACGGUCCGAAUCCGAGAGAUCCUCCGAAACUACCCGGAAGGGACUUCGAUCCUGAAAGAACUGGUUCAGAACGCCGACGAUGCGGGCGCCCGGGAGGUGCGCCUGUGUCUCGACCUGCGGCAGCACGGGACGGAAGGGCUUCCCAGCCUGGCCCUCGCUCAGUUUCAGGGCCCCGCGCUGUUGGUGUUCAACGACGGAGUUUUCACGGACACGGACUUCCGGUCCAUCCAGCGGAUUGGAGACUCGCUCAAGAAGGACACCUCCAAGGGCGGAAAAACAGGUCGGUUCGGCAUCGGCUUCAACAGCGUCUACCACCUGACGGAGCUGCCGGCCUUCGUCUCCGCCGGCAAGUGGUGCAGCUUCGACCCCCAGGCAAAGUUCCUGCCCAACGUGAACCCGGCCAACCCAGGGAAGAUGGUCGACUUCAUCAAGUACCCCGAGACUGUCAAGCGAUACCCCGAUCAGGUAUGUAUUCGUGUGAAGCACCAGCGCUGGGGGGGUCGCGCAGCUUGUUGGGGGUAA